Eleginops maclovinus (Patagonian blennie) is the source of this 1443-nucleotide messenger RNA. RefSeq names its product A-kinase anchor protein 11. The transcript is spliced from 2 exons. Bases 244 to 882 code for a protein of 212 amino acids. The record is from RefSeq and is a predicted model, not a curated record. Lineage: Eukaryota; Metazoa; Chordata; Actinopteri; Perciformes; Eleginopidae.
GACGUGGGUGAGCUCAUCUGUCAAAGCAUUUCCGUAUGAACUCAUUCGCACCACAGACAGUAAACGGUGAACUGUCGCCCCUUCUUACCAGCUGGAUCCGAUGCAGGCAGUGAGUGCAGAUCUAAGGGUGCCAAAGCCCACUCCGGGGGACCUCAAGAGAAGCAGCCUAAACAUCGGGGUUCUUGAAGAGUUCGCCCAAAACAUGGCCGGGAACAUAAUCCGGUCUUUUGUGAGCCAAGUGAAAUGGUGGAGCUCGAGGAGGAGGACUGCAUGUCGUCCUCAGCGGGGGUCGAUCCGAGAGAAGUUUGUAGAAACAUCGAGGACCACCGAGGUUGUUCCGAGAGAUCAACUGGGGUGAAGGUGUAUGGCAGACACGUUAAGAAUCCGUCUUUAUUGAAUGAAUCCACAAUGACAGAAGGAGACCCCCAGCCUUGUUGCCCGCCUCUGUCCCAGUCCGGGCUGCCCGUCGUGGGCUCCCUCGACUACCCCGACGCCCCUCCGACCACGCCUCUCCUCCCAGAGCUGGAAAGGAACCGACAAAGUUUCGACAGGAAGCUCAAAGGAGGCUUGGCGAACGUUUUCCUGCCUUCGCCUCCUCCCACUACCCCCAAGUUCAAAGACUCGGACCCCAACGAGGUGGAGUUGAUGGAGCAUCUGAUGCACUCGCUGUCCACGGAGGACUUGGCGAGAGAGUACUUGGCAGCAGGAGCUCAACAUGGAGCCGAGAUGGAGGCUUUUGCGGAGGCUCUUUCAUGCGGCAUCAUUGACUGGAUGUUGAGCGGAGAAAAGAUGGCCGACGAUAAUGAUCUGCAUGUGCUCGCCCAACAACUGGCCGAAACCAUCAUCACCUCCUCCCUUGAUGAAGCUAAAACACUUGUGUAGUAUUUUAAUGUGGUUUAUGGCGUAGAAACACACACACAAUGUGAUUUACUGCGAUGAUAUUGUUCUUAUUUCCAUAUGUAGUUCAGGUAUAGCUCAUCCAGGUUGGAGUUGGAGUGAAAUAUAGCCUUUAUUUAUGACCUAAACGGAGCAGAGAUCCAACAAAAAGAUGCUUUACUCGUCGUUAAAACUAAAUCUGACACAGCUGUAGAUUAUAGAGGCUACAGGGUAAUGGUUUUCAGUCCAAGAUGAAUAAAAAAUUAAGAAAAAGAACAUUGGGAGGGAAACUCUUAAGAGGUGUUUAUGUACUUUUGACUCAGAUCCAAAAACUAUAACCAUAAAUGUCCUGUAGAUGGCGUCACAGGAGUAAUGGGCCUGAGUUUCUAUAGGUCACUGAGGCUCACCUUGGGUAUUACCUAUCAACUAUUGGAUAUAAACUAUAGUAUGGUAUACGAUAAACAAACUGCUUUAAAUACUCAAGCCAGAUCUCUGAAUGUGUCUUGUAAAUAGCUCUUUUUGUUUGCUCGUAAAUACUGAGAAUAAAGACUUUAUCUUUGAACUUUA